UUGUGGAAAGUAAAGUGAAUUUUGCGAAAGGAUAGUUUGUGCCGCUACUUGCGCGAACAACGUGUCACGUAUUCAAAACAGGAUUGAUUUAGAAAUUGGCCACAGUACCAAAUCAUUGUUGUUCGGUAAACACAACGGUACAGUGAUAGAGUACCGUGCCAUUCACCCUGUCGCAACAAAUAUUUUCAGCGUUGGGGUCGCUCGAAAGCGAAAUCUCCUUUUCCGGUGGUUUACGUGUGCGGAAACCUAGAGGACGAUGGGAAAGGCUAAGAAGGGCAAGAAGGAAGCAGCGGCUGGUGCUGGUUUGGAGGAAAACACCAGCGAUGUCGAAACGGUCCCGCAAACGGAUCUAACCGAAAUCGAGGUGGAGAAUCGUAAAAAUGAUAAGAAGUCUAAAAAGGAUAAGAAAGUGAAAAAGGCUGCCUCCGACAGUGACAAUGACGAGGAGCAUGAGGAGGUGACCGCGGUGGCAGAAUCGAUGAAGAAGCUGGCUGUGUCGAAGAAAAAGGACAAAAAAGCCAGCGAGCCGGUGGAGCAACAGGCCGUUGGAGGUGCUGGUAGUGACUCCGGGGAUGGCGAGAAUGAUGGCAAGGAAAAGGAAGUGAAAAAGAAGAAGGGUGCCAAGUCGGGACCGGUCGGAUUUUCGUUGCUCAUGAUGGACGACGACGACGACGAUGACGACGAUGGCGAUGAUGAGAAGCCAGAGGAAGUGGUGCGCAAGCAAUCGGCCGACGGUAAGGAAGGCAAGGGAAAGAAGACCAAGGCACCACAGACCAAGAAGGAACCUCCGAAGGACGACGACGAGGAUGGUGCGGCAAAGGGUGGCAAAAAGGGAAAGAAGAAGAAGAAGAAGGCUGAUGAGGAUGAUGAUGAGAUCGAGCGGAUGCUGGCGGAACUCGAUAUGGAAUACUCUGGGCAGAAGCCGGCAGCUACGGAGCAGCAACCGGAGGCACAGCAGCCAGAGAAAGUGGACAAGAAAAAGGAUAAGAAAAAGAAGAAAGAUGAACCAGUUGCUGCGGAAGUGGAGAAAGAAGCCCGGUCGGAGGAAGCCGAUGACGGUGUUCGUCUGAAGACGGCAGCUGAAAAGAAGAAAGAAAAGAAAGAACGUCAGAAAGCGGCCGCUAAGCAACAGGAUGACGAUGAGGAUGCUGGUAAGGAACCGCAAGAGAAACCAUCUGUGGCGCCGGAAGUGGAACCGGCCUCCGCCGAAGGUACCAAGAAGACUGGCAAAAAGAAGGGUAAGAAGGAAGAAACUGCUGUCGUCGAAGAAUCUACCCCAGCGGAUGCCCCGGCGAAGGAAGUCAAGGAGCCCGAGGGAGAGAAGGCCGAGAGUGGUGAUGGAGCGGCCGGUGAUGGUAAGAAGAAGAAACCGAACAAGGCAGCCCUAGCGGUCAUGCAGGAACGCUUGAAGGCGAUCCGGGAAGAGGAAGAGCGCCUGCGAAAAGAGGAAGAAGAAAAGCAAAGGCUCGAGGAGCAGGCCGAGGAGUACCGGUUAGAGCAGCUCCGGUUGGAACAGGAAAAGAAGGAAAAGAAGAAGCAACGGGAGAAGGAACGCAAGGAGCGACUGAAGGCGGAAGGUAAACUGCUAUCCGCAAAGCAAAAGCAGGACCGGGCCCGAGCUCAGGCCAUGCUGGAGGCACUGAAGGCGCAGGGCAUCGAGGUUCCCGAGGCGACCGGUGAGCGCCGCAUGCGCCCCGGUACGCGCAUCCGUCCGAAGAAGAACCAGGAGGCGAACAAGGACGCUGACGACUCGAAGGAAACAACGCCAACCGGUGACGACGGCAGCAAGGAGGGAGAGUCAAAGGUAGAGGAGAAGCCGAAGGAAAAGGAGAUAAAGGAAUCGUGGGACGCGUCGGACAGCGAGGAAGAGGAAGUGCCGGAAGCGAAGGGCGACGAGAAAGACAAGAAAAAUGCAGCCGGUACGUUAAGCCAGCAACAGUCGGUUGAAUCGAAGGACAGCCGUGGAUCCGAUGAUGAGGACGAUGAUGAUGAUGGCGAUGAUGGUUCCGAAGACGACGAUGAUUCCGACGACGAUGACGAUGAGGACGAUGAUGGAUCGGAAGCGGAAGGAAACUACCACCAGCGCGAAGCGGAGAAAAUGCGCCAACGAGCGCUGGAUCGUAUCGCUAAGCGCACGCAGGAUGCGGAAAAGAAGAAAACGUUGGAAAUUUUGCGCGCCGCCGUCGUCUGUGUGCUCGGGCAUGUGGACACGGGCAAGACGAAGAUCCUGGAUAAGCUGCGCCGCACGAACGUGCAGGAUGGCGAGGCGGGCGGUAUUACGCAGCAGAUCGGUGCCACGAACGUACCGGCGGAGAACAUCAAGGAGCAGACCAAGUUCGUGAAGGGCUUCCAGGAACUGGAGUUCAAGCUGCCCGGUCUGCUGAUCAUCGAUACGCCCGGGCACGAGUCGUUCAGUAAUCUGCGCUCCCGCGGGUCGUCCCUGUGCGACAUUGCCAUCCUGGUGGUGGACAUUAUGCACGGACUGGAACCGCAAACACUCGAGUCGAUCAAUCUGCUCAAGUCGAAGCGGACGCCGUUCGUGGUGGCCCUGAACAAGAUCGAUCGGCUGUACGACUGGAACACGAUGCCCCGCAAGGACGUGCGCGACAUCCUGAAGGGACAGGCGUCCAACACGCUGCUCGAGUUUACGCAGCGCACGAAGGAAAUCAUUGUCCAGUUCGCCGAGCAGGGCCUGAACGCCGCGCUCUUCUACGAAAAUCCCGACCCGAAGACGUACGUGUCGCUGGUGCCGACGAGCGCCAUCACGGGCGAGGGCAUGGGCAACCUGCUGUUCCUGAUCGUGCAAUUCUGCCAGAAGCAGCUGGCCAAGCGACUGAUGUAUAGCGAGGACCUGCAGGCGACCGUGCUGGAGGUGAAGGCGAUCCCCGGUCUCGGCACGACGAUCGAUGCGAUCCUCAUAAAUGGCAAGCUGCGGGAGGGUGACACCAUGAUCCUGGCCGGUACCGAGGGCCCGAUCGUUACGCAGAUCAAGGCCCUGCUUAUGCCGCAGCCGAUGAAGGAACUGCGCGUGAAAAAUGCGUACGUCGAGCACAAGGAAAUUAUGGCCGCGCAGGGUGUGAAGAUCGCCGCGAAGGAGCUGGAGAAGGCGAUCGCGGGGUUGAAUUUGCAGAUCGCCCAGAAGCCGGAUGAGGUGGAGAUUUUUAGGGAUAUAGUGGCUCGUGACUUAAAAUCCGCCCUGAACAGUAUCAAGCUUAGUGACCGUGGUGUGUACGUGCAAGCUUCAACGCUAGGUUCGCUCGAAGCAUUGCUAGAGUUCCUGCGUACGUCGAAGAUUCCGUAUUCGGGCAUUCGCAUCGGUCCUGUCGUGAAGCGUGACGUUAUGAAGGCCUCUACCAUGUUGGAGCACGAAAAUCAGUACGCUACGAUAUUGGCGUUUGACGUGAAGGUGGAACGCGACGCCCAGGAGCUGGCGGACAAUCUUGGCGUGAAGAUCUUCCAGGCCGAUAUCAUCUACCAUCUGUUCGAUAAGUUCAUGGCGUACCGGGAGGAAAUCAAGCAGCGCAAACGUGACGAGUUCAAGCAGAUCGCCGUGUUCCCUUGCAAGCUCAAGAUUCUACCUCAAUUUGUGUUCAAUUCCCGUGAUCCGAUCGUGAUGGGAGUGAUCGUAGAAGCCGGCAUUGUAAAGGAAGGAACACCCAUCACGGUACCUAGUAGGGAGUUCACGGAUCUCGGCGUCGUUACGUCGAUCGAAGCCAACCACAAACAGAUUGAGUCGGCACGCAAGGGACAGGAAGUAUGCAUCAAGAUCGAACCGAUUCCGAGCGAGACGCCGAAAAUGUUCGGCCGCCACUUCGACGAGACGGAUAUGCUAGUUAGUAAGAUUUCUCGCCAGAGCAUCGAUGCGUGCAAGGAUUACUUCCGGGAUGAUCUGCUAAAAUCCGACUGGACGCUCAUGGUAGAACUGAAAAAGACUUUCCAGAUAUUGUAGUCCGAUUACAGAUCAAAUCGUUCGCUGCAAUUUUGUUUUCUUCUUUGGUUUCCUGUUAUUUCGUUUUCGGCAAAACUGCUUCUUUUUCCGUACCACGUGCAUGAUUUUUAAAUGUUUGUUGUUUUUGAUUUGUUUGCAAGCAAGCAAAUGAGUUGUCCACGAUCUAAGUCAUUUUUUGUCAAAACAUAUAAUUUUAUAAUUCUUAUUUUCCAAGCAAUUAUUUGUAAAAUUUUGCCCAUUUGCGUGGUUUUAAUUUUCAC
Anopheles coustani is the source of this 4209-nucleotide messenger RNA. It is a transcript of the gene eIF5B, whose product is annotated as eukaryotic translation initiation factor 5B. The record is from RefSeq and is a predicted model, not a curated record. Gene Ontology annotation, molecular function: GTPase activity; translation initiation factor activity; GTP binding. NCBI's taxonomy places the organism in Eukaryota, Metazoa, Arthropoda, Insecta, Diptera, Culicidae. The transcript has 8 exons. The coding region runs from base 257 to 3949 and encodes 1230 amino acids.